Molecule: messenger RNA, 468 nt
Organism: Hirsutella rhossiliensis
Lineage: Eukaryota; Fungi; Ascomycota; Sordariomycetes; Hypocreales; Ophiocordycipitaceae
Exons: 2
Coding region: 1-468 (155 amino acids)
Source: RefSeq, a predicted model, not a curated record
AUGGCUACAGAGACUCAGGCUUUCCCUCAGGCCACUCACAUGCCAUACCGGGGCGAUGCAAACGGCGGCCCUGCCCCGGGAGCAGAGUCUGGCGUUGAUGCAGGCGCCUCUGGAAACAGCUCAGGCGCCAUGAGCAUCUCGACAGGCGGCUUGGUCAUUAUUGUUGUCAUUGUCGUUGUCGUAUGCCUGAUCGGCGUGACGACUGCAACCCUAUUUUUCCUCGCCAAGAAGCGUGAGUGGAAGGUCAGGGAAAAGGUUAGAAGAUCGGCCCGCAAGAUGGUCACUGCUCUCACGCCGAGGAGAGCAGAGUUUCCAGACUCGGCCAAAAAGUCAACAAAAUCGUCACAAGGCGACCGCAAGAAGAUCGCAGACAAGCUCUCCCCUUUUGCUCGACUCCGACCACAAGACCUGGAGAAGGGGACGGCCACGACCGAAGCCCGAAGCAAACACCGAGAGUCGGCCGUCUGA